This is a messenger RNA of Dentiscutata erythropus, 333 nucleotides long. The record is from the annotation of a GenBank genome assembly. Lineage: Eukaryota; Fungi; Glomeromycota; Glomeromycetes; Diversisporales; Gigasporaceae.
GAAAAUUCUUUUCUUAAAUUUAAAAAUGAGAUCAUUGAAAUAUUAAAAGAUAAUUUUGAAAUUAAUAAAUAUUUUGAUUCUGAAAUAAUUUCGAACGAUCGUGACAAAGAUAUAAUGAUUUCAAGAGAAGGUAUUGAAAUUUUGAUUACGUGUAAAUACAGACUAGUUAAAAAUAUUCGAUUUUCUGAUGUUGAAAUAACUGCUGCAGCUAGCAAACUCUACAAAGUUCAAGAUGUUAUUGUUACCAAUCUUGGAUAUAGUGAAAAAGCUAAAAAGAUUGCAAAAGAAUAUAAGAUUUUAUUAACUCAAAAAUCUGAUAUUAAACAUAAAUUA